UGUCGCGGGAAACAGAUGCCUGUAAGGCACCGUUGAUGAUUUUUUUCUUCGAAAAUAAAUAUAAGCAUUACUGACUGAGGAGCUCAUUCUAAAACCUAAGUAAAACUGCUCUGCAAUUCCUUACUUAGAGGUUCUUGAUGGCUGCAAUGUCGUUGAAGAUUGAAGGAUACGUAUCAUCAUCACCAUUCACUUUUGAAAGGCGGCGGUUGCGAUCAACCAAUUUGAUCGGAUGGCAACCAAUCAGGUUCUGCAAUUCGAAACUGAAUAUUAGAAGACAAAGAGGGCUUCAAAGAGGGAUUCGUCUUCCAAAGUCCUUCUGCUUGGUCGCGUCAUCUAAGGCAUCGUCUUCAUCUUCAGACUCUUCUGGCGGCUCGAGUUAUGAGGUGUUCUUGAGCUUUAAUGGUAAAGACAUUCGCACCAAUUUCGCUGAUCAUCUCUAUAAUGGCUUGGUCGGUUCUGGAAUUAGAACUUUCAGGGACGAUGAUGAACUCCAAAAGGGAAAAGAGAUUGGUCCAGAUCUAGUCUCUGCAAUCCAGGAAUCAAGAUUCUCCAUUCCCAUCUUCUCGAUGAACUAUGGUUCAAGCAAGUGGUGCCUCAAUGAGUUACUCGAGAUAUGUGAAUGCAGAAGAACAAUGAAACAGAUCGUCUUUCCCAUUUUCUAUAAAGUUGAACCAAGGGAUGUGCGAAACCAGACCGGGGUAUAUGAGAAGUUCUUUGAGGAACACCAGAAGCGAUUCGACGACACAACGGUGCAAAAGUGGAAAAAUGCUCUGAAAGAGGUUGGAAAAUUGGAUGGAUGGCAUAUCAAGGAGAAGACGCAUGAAGGGAAGUUAAUAAAAGUAGUUGUUAAAACAGUUUGGAGUGAACUGAACAAGAGACCCUUGAAUGUCUCUAACAACCUAGUUGGAAUCGAGUCUCAUAUAGAAAAAAUGUUGAUGCUGUUAAACAUUGAAUCUGGCAGUAGAAAAAUUGUGGGGAUCCAUGGCCUUGGUGGUGUUGGAAAGACAACGAUCGCUAGGGCUGUCUACAAUACAAUCUUUCAUCACUUUGAAGGAUAUAGUUUUAUUGAAAAUAUUCAAGAAAAUGCUCAAAACUAUGGGCUUCCUCAUUUGCAAAACCAACUUAUCUUUGAUAUCUUGAAACAAAAGAAUCAUAAUAUUACCAGUGUGGAUGAUGGAAUGGAUGUGCUCCAACAAAGAUUUCGUGAUAAAAAAGUUCUUAUUGUUCUUGAUGAUGUGGAUCAAGAUACUCAUGUGAGGUGUUUAGUUGGCAACCAUGAAUGGUUUGGUAUUGGAAGUAAGAUCAUUAUCACAAGCAGAAAUGAGGAUGUUUUAUGUGCUCACGAAGUAGAUGAGAUGUACAAGCCCAAUGUUAUGGAUUUAGAUCAUUCUCUUCAACUUUUUAGCCAUCAUGCGUUUCGAAGGGACCAACCUCCGGAAGAUUAUUUAGAUUUCUCAAAAGCUAUGGUAGAAACUACUGGAGGACUUCCCUUGGCUCUUCAAGUUAUAGGUUCAUCUUUAUUCUCUAGGGAAAAAUCAGUAUGGGAAGACAUGUUAAAGAAGUUGCAAAAAAUUCCCAAUAAUGAUAUCAUGAAAAGAUUAAAAAUAAGUUAUGAUAGAUUAGAUGAUGAGGAGCAACAAAUCUUUCUUGAUGCUGCUUGUUUUUUCGUUGGAAUGAAUAAAGAAAUUGCAUGCCACAUAUGGGAUGGAUGCGAUUUUUUCCCUCAAGUAGGACUUCGUGCUCUUUGUGCAAGGUCUUUAAUAACAAUUAGUGAAGAUGGUGAAUUAAGGAUGCAUGAUCUACUUCGAGAUCUUGGAAGGGAAAUUGUUCGCCAAGAGAGCAUAAAAGAGCCAGGGAAGCGUACUCGAAUAUGGUCUCAAGAGGAAGUCUUGGAUGUACUUGAUACACAAACGGGAACAAGUAAUGUUGAAGGACUCAGUCUUGCUUUCCCCAGCAGAUCAAGUAGCCCAUGUUUGAGUGAUAAAGGUUUUGUUCCAAUGACAAAACUGAGGUUACUCCAAUUUGACCAUGCAAAAUUUUUAGGGAGCAUCACGCAUUCUUUAUCAGAAUUGAGAUGGCUUAGUUGGAAAGGCUUCCAUGACCAAUAUGUGCAAACCAAUUUUCAUCCGUGGAAACUUGCUGUUCUCGAUCUAUCACAUAGUGAUAUCACAAAAGAAUGGAUGGUUUGGAACUGCAUCAAGAUGGCAGUAAAUCUAAAAGUUCUAAUUCUCACGUCUUGUCAUCGGCUAACUACAACUCCUGAUCUGUCAGCAAAUCGACAAUUGGAGGUAUUGAUUCUUAAAGACUGUGAAAAUUUGGUUGAGAUCGACGCAUCCAUUGGUUAUCUUGAGAACUUAGUCAAGUUAGAUAUGAGUGGCUGCAAAAGUCUGGUGGAUCUCCCAAUUGAAAUUCUUCAGUUGACUUCCCUCGAAGAACUCAAUUUAGAGGGUUGCAAAAGUCUGAAUAAGCUCCCUGAGGAAUUGGGCCGCAUGAUCUCCUUGACAACACUUGAUUUAAGUGGAUGCGAUAGACUUGGUUCCCUUCCAAAUCUUCCUCUGAGUUUAAAAAUUUUUGAUGCUUCUAAUUGCAAGUCGAUAAGAUCACUCCCAAUGCUUUCAAGCCUGGAAAAUCUAAAGGUAUUGAGCUUUAGAGGAUGCCUGAAGCUUCUAUACAUACCAAAUCUUCCCUUGAGUUUGACCAGCCUUGAUGUCCGCAGCUGUUCUUCAAUUCGAAACAUCUCAGGUCUUCCCUCGAGUUUGAUCUGCCUUGAUGUCUAUGGCUGUUCUUCAAUUCAACACAUCCCAGAUCUUCCCUCAAGUUUGACCCGCCUUGAUGUUAGCCACUGCUCUUCAAUUCAACACAUCUCAAUCUCAGGUCUUCCCUCAAGUUUGACCCACCUUCAUGUUAGUGAUUGCCCUUCGGUUAAAAAAAUAUCAGGUCUUCCCUCAAGUUUAACCCACCUUCAUGUUAGUGAUUGCCCUUCAGUUAAAAAAAUCUCAGGUCUUUUCUCAAGUUUGACCCACCUUCAUGUUAGUGAUUGCUCUUCUAUUCAAUACAUCCCAGGUCUUCCCUCAAGUUUGAUCAGCCUACAUGUUAUUGCUUGUGAGUCAAUAAAAAAACUGUCAAGUACAUCAGGCUUGAGAAAUUUAGAAACAUUAUGUCUUGAUUGGUGCUACAGCCUAGAAGAAAUUGAAGGUGUUGAUAUUAAGGGAUUGGACUCCCUUGUGUUCUUCACCAUGCGGGGCAGCAAAUCAUUAAAAAUAUUUCAAAAACUGACCGGCUGGAAAAAACUAAGGAAAUUAGAACUCACUGACUGCCGAAUAUCCGAUAUUGAUGGCAAGGGGAUGGACUCUCUUGAGGAGUUGGACAUAGCCGAUUGCCGACCAUUAAGAAAAAUAUCAGACCUGUCGGAUUCUAGACAGCUGCGGAAACUAAGAAUCAAUUCCUGUCCGGAUUUAUUCAAGAUUGAGGGCCUUGAGGAUUGUGAAUACUUACGAACAUUAACAGUCAGUGGGGCCAGUUCAUUAAAAACUUUACCUGAUCUUUCAAAAUUGAUGAAGUUGCAGGUAUUAAGGAUUAAGAGUUGUCAGAAGUUGACCGAAAUUCCAGGUCUUGACAAAUUGGAGUCCUUGCAAGAAUUGAAAAUUGAAGGGUGCAUAGCCAUUCAAAGAUUACCAGAUCUAUCAAACUUUAAAAACUUGCAUGAUCUAGUGAUUAAGCAUGGUCGGAAGUUGACCAAAAUUCCAGGUCUUGACAGAUUGGAGUCCUUGCGAGAAUUGAAAAUAGAAGGGUGUGUAGCCAUUCAAAGAUUACCGGAUCUAUCAAACUUAAAAAACUUGCAUGAUCUGGCUAUUGAAGACUGCCAGAAGCUAACUGAGAUACAUGGUCUUGACAGAUUGCAUUUUUUAAAGAGUUUGAAUAUUAAUGGGUGCAAGUCCUUGGAAAGAUUACCGGAUCUGUCAAAUCUAAAAAAGUUAAAGCUGUUAAGUGCUAAAUUCUGCAAGAAGCUAACUGAGAUUCGAGCUGUUAAUGGAUUGAAAUCUUUGAACUUAUUGGAUGUGAGGGGGUGUACAUAUUUGGAAAAAUUACCAGAUCUGAAGCUUUUAGAGGCAUUGAGUAAGGAAAAUGGUAGUGUACGUAUCUGUCGGACCCCACUCAGGACCGGAUACAUCGGUCAUUACAGGUCUAAUCUUCUCCGCAGAGGAGCUUUAUUCAUUCUAAGCAUAUUUGUCCCUCUCUUUCUCUCUCGUCAUUAUAAAUGCGAUCUCAUCCGCAGGGGAACUUUGUUCAUUCUAGGUACUGCAUUCACAAUAUUGUUCACAUGGAUUUGGCUUCAUCACCGAUUUCACCAAUAUUGCAAGCAUCAUCUAUCUUUUUUACUUUAUGAUUAAGCGUCAUAUAUCUUGAUGCAAUUGGAGGAGGGGAUAGCUACAUUGAGGAAUAAAAAAAAGUGUGCCUGGUUGUGAGUAGGAAUGUGAGAUGUGUCAUUGGUGAAAGGCUGAAGAUUUGAUUUUAGCAGGAUAGGUGGCUCUGAGAUUUUUUCAUUGCUGAUGUUAUCUCCUUGUUGUAGAUUCCUGGGAUGCACUAUUUUUUAGCCAGAAUGGGGGAUUUUAUUGUCAAUGGCACUUCAAGAUUCCCUGUGAUGCUGGCUGAGGAGUUAAAAGGGAUGUGUGCAAAGGUGUCUGAGGUGUUGCUCUCUCCAAACUCAGAGAUUUGUAGGGUAUGUUCUCUUUCUCAGUUGGGUAUUUUCUCUGUUGAAUCAGCUUGGGAUGAUAUUCAGGUGAAGUUCCCUCAGGUUCCUUGGUUUUCAAUUGUUUGGAAUAAAUUUCUCACUCCUCGUCAAUCAGUUUUCAGUUGGAGGAUGGUGCAGUACUCCCUUCCUAGUGAUAAUAUUGGUGCUCCUCUGCUGCAAGGCUUCUGAAAUGGAAAAGAAAAGCGGAGACUUCUUCUUUGAAAGACAUUUGGAUGGCUAUGGUGAUUAUUAUUCCUUUCCAGCUAUGGGCAGAGAGGAAUUUUAAAAGGUCCGAAGAUUUGGCUAGGAAUUUCAAUGCCAUUGCCAGUUCUACUUUUCAGGGUCUUCAUGAGGCAUCUGUUAUUGCUUCAUUUUCUGUGAGGACAGUUACAAGACCUUAUUUUCUGUAUGAAGUUGAUACUAGAUUCGUCCCAUUCCAUAUCUAAUCAGGUUCAAGCGGCUGUGUGGCAAAAAACUGGAUUAUGAUUGGGUCAAGCUCAACAUGGAUGGAGUGCGCUUUGGAAAAUCCGGGUCAUGCAGGGGGCUGGAGGAGUUUUUCAUAUAGGGAUGGCUUCUAAUUUUAUAGCUGAAUUCUCUACAUGUUUUUGAAGGGGUGAAGAUGGCGCAAGAGAUUGGCCGUACCAAGUUAUGGGUGGAAUGUGACUCCGGUUCAGUGAUUACAUGUAUCAAAAAUCUGUCUUUCCCUUUGUUUUUCUUACAAGAAUAGCAUUUUUAUAAGUCAUUCUUAGAUAGCAUUCUUUGGAAAAUCAGCAGUGUUAUCGUGAGAUAAAUAAGGUGGUGGAUACUUUGGCAAGGAAGGUCUAUGUCCUUGUCAUCGAAUAACAUGGUUUUUCUGCCAGGUUUUAUUGUGGAAGACUUCAGGUGGGAUGAUUUGGAAGAAAGACUUCGUUACAGGUUUUCUUGAGCAUAUCAUUUUGAGGGAUUUGAUAAAGUUUUAAGUGGGUCUACACUUUCUCCUAAUGGCAAUGCCGAAGAUGGAGGGGCAAUCCCAAGUACUUUAUGUGUAUUUUAGCUUGUGCUGUUCAGGUUAGUUUGGUUAG
Macadamia integrifolia is the source of this 5793-nucleotide messenger RNA. Its product is annotated as disease resistance protein L6-like. The record is from RefSeq and is a predicted model, not a curated record. Bases 138 to 4391 code for a protein of 1417 amino acids. Lineage: Eukaryota; Viridiplantae; Streptophyta; Magnoliopsida; Proteales; Proteaceae. Gene Ontology annotation, molecular function: ADP binding. Gene Ontology annotation, biological process: signal transduction; defense response. The transcript has 8 exons.